Messenger RNA from Aspergillus ibericus CBS 121593, 969 nucleotides. RefSeq lists its product as uncharacterized. Lineage: Eukaryota; Fungi; Ascomycota; Eurotiomycetes; Eurotiales; Aspergillaceae. The record is from RefSeq and is a predicted model, not a curated record. Bases 272 to 781 code for a protein of 169 amino acids. The transcript has 2 exons.
ACGAGUGUGAGUACUAAGUAGCAUGCCCUGUUCGCACAAGGAACAGAUGGCGGAGGGAGUCUGUGAAUUGCCUAUUGUUCGCUUCCUUUGCUCUUGCGACAAUACUUUCCAGGCUGUCUGUCUGUCCGUCUAACGCCACACGUAGCGCGUGGAGGGAAGUCAGUUGGCGAUAAUGUCUACAAACCGCACCCAAGUCCAGACUGUCACAGUCGGAGGAGGGGGCAUUGAAAGUGCAGAUAGAUUACCUGGGUGCCAGUAAUUUCCUGGCGGCAUGCUUGCCAGACCCAUACGCGGUGGUCAAAGCAAGCAAACCACAUACCGCGCCGAGAGGUCAAGCCUGUGGAAUGGCUGUCGUAUGUUUGUUUUGCUUGGGAUUCCUCUUCACCCUCCCGGGCACCCGCCAGCAUUAGGUGCAAUAGGCUUGGAAUGCGACCCUCUACCUGGAUGGUCUGCUCUUCCGUCACACCUGAUUCCUCCCAGGUUGAAGAAACGUUACCGGAUGGAAAUCAUGAUGGUCAAAGCCAAGCCCGUCCUUCCCUUUGAUUCUUCCGAGAUGUUAUCCAAAGCCCCUAGGCUCGUGGAUCGACGACGACGUCAUUACGGACAAAGACACGCCCCAGAGGUGGUUGGGGUCUCUCGCAAGUCAAGGCGGCACUACAUUCCUCCCUUCGUUGCACGAAUACAGGGGGCACAGGGUGGCACUUGCCAAUUGCCACACGUCCGCCCGGCCUGUCAAAUGCCUGGGGCAAUCUUAUCUUCUACUACUCCUUGUCUGCGUUAAGUUCAAGUUAAAGACGCAGGGGUGACUAUGCCCCUUCCAUACGAAGUGCUACAAAUCGGAUGAGGGGCAUUCGACAAAGGGCGCGAUUGGCAUCAACUUUCGCGUAGCGUCAACCCCCUGGCCACGCGCCAACUGUCUACAUCUAGUCCUGGGAAUGAUACGGAGUAGAGAUCUGAGAACUACCGAUU